This is a messenger RNA of Suhomyces tanzawaensis NRRL Y-17324, 435 nucleotides long. Its product is annotated as cornichon family protein. The transcript has a single exon. Lineage: Eukaryota; Fungi; Ascomycota; Pichiomycetes; Serinales; Debaryomycetaceae. Gene Ontology annotation, cellular component: endoplasmic reticulum membrane; COPII-coated ER to Golgi transport vesicle. The record is from RefSeq and is a predicted model, not a curated record. Bases 1 to 435 code for a protein of 144 amino acids. Gene Ontology annotation, biological process: endoplasmic reticulum to Golgi vesicle-mediated transport.
AUGAGCUCCUCUGGCUCCACGUUCCCACUAACGUCUAGGUUAUUUAUUUUGGCAGUUGUUGUCAAUGCCAUCAACUUGUUUUCACAAGUGUUUUUCACCAUCAUGUACUCGGACUUGGAGUGUGACUACAUCAACCCAAUCGAGUUGUGCAACAAGUUGAACCCAUGGUUCAUUCCUGAGGCUGGCUUGCACGGUGUCCUCACCGUUUUGUUCUUGGUCAACGGCUACUGGUUCCCAUUCUUGAUCAACGCUCCAUUGUUCGCCUACAACGUCAACAAGUUCUUGAACAAGAACCACUUGUUGGACGCCACUGAGAUCUUCAGAACCUUGUCCAAGCACAAGAAGGAAUCGUUCAUCAAGUUAGGUUUCCACUUGUUAAUGUUCUUCUUCUACUUGUACAGAAUGAUCAUGGCCUUGGUUGCUGACGACAGCUAA